Molecule: messenger RNA, 1584 nt
Organism: Puccinia triticina
Lineage: Eukaryota; Fungi; Basidiomycota; Pucciniomycetes; Pucciniales; Pucciniaceae
Exons: 6
Coding region: 1-1584 (527 amino acids)
Source: RefSeq, a predicted model, not a curated record
AUGGCGAACAAUGUCAAGUCGUCUGUCCUCAAUCUCUCCGCGACCUUGGGCCAGAUCGGCAAACUCGAGUUUCGUGUUCGGGACGCGAUCAGCAAUGUCGUAUUAGCAUCCAACGACGAAUUCGAAGCGCAUUGUAUCAGGGAUGCUGAUGAAGCCGAACUAUCGCUCUUCCAGCCGGCGUCCGAAAACACCCACCGAGACGGGGAAGAAGUCGGUUGGGCAUCGGGUCCAGCUGUUGUCAGAGCACAGCCCAUCAUCGAUAGUAUUCCAGAUCUCAAGAAUCUUUCCAAAACUCAUUCCAACCCCGGUGACACUGCAGUCACAAGAAGCUAUCUGAUGGCGAUAAAAAAACUUUUGGACGUCUACCCUCAACCGCGUCUGGCAGAGCACGUCCAAGCCCUAUCCAGACAGUUGGACACCCUUCAAGGUUCCAUUUCAGAAAUGCAGAGUACUUUAAACUCGAUGAACAACCAAUCACAAAGCAGGAAGGCUUCAACAACGAAGAAAAAACAAAAACAAAUCACCAAAAUGAAGAAAACGUCUGCCACUCAACUGGCCUUGGAAGAAAUUGAAGACUUGAUCCAGCACGAGCAGCUUGAAAUUCUAGCACUUACCGACCUACGCGACGAGAAACGUGUAGAGCUUCGAAAGAUGUCCGAGAAGAUCAUGCAAGCCGAAUCUAAGGCAAAUGCAGUGCUAUCGCCUAGGAAACUGAAAGCGAGGAAGACGCCUUCCAAGACAAAGUCUAUCAUGUCCGACGCCAAUGAUCCUUUUGUCCUGAGUCGAACUGAAUCCCUUCGGCGCUCGAUCCGACGGAUCCAAAGCCCCCACAUCCGUAAUGAGCUUCCAUCGAGUGGCUUGAGGCCGAUCAUAAUGGACCAAGGGGACGACAAUAAUAUGCCCAACACGCCCACUCCAAAAUCCGUUUCACACAAACUACUAGAAAGGAAUCUUACUCAGUUACGAUCUCGUGCCAAUCUACAACCGGCCAAACACCAGCCAAGUGCUUCCCCUGUCGGACAGAUUGAUCCACCUGCAACAGAGCCCCCCUUGCUUUUGUCUACGCCGGUCAAACAACCCAACUCAUCACCGCACCAGGCUGUAGAAACUUGGAAGCUCCCUGAAUCCAGGUUAAAUACGAUCUAUCGAUUGAACACCGCCUUCUGGAAAUCGGCCACCAUGGCCGAGCCUCUUCUCGAGCUCUGCCAAAAUCUGAAGGAGCAGCGGCAACAGGAAGGUUAUGAAGUGACCUAUCAAGAUACGAUUUCCGCCCUUAAACGUUUGCUUGCAAAUGACCCUACUUCCACAUUAACACCCGCCCAAUUGAUUGAAGCAGUGCUAUACAAAGAGCUAUUAGAAAGCUUAUCCUCGCCUCCAGGACCGACGCAGCAGAGCUUGGAAGUCGUGUCACACGAAGAGGACUGGUGUGUGGCCUUGGAAGCGGUCAAGGCCCACCUGGUAAAAGCCUGCGAAAGCUUUGGAGUGGAUGCCAGCUUGAACCGGACCGUUGUUUAUUUCUUGGUUGGCAAGGGCGUUAUUCGCAUCGAACGGAGAGCUUCUCCAAUCGCUAUCUGUAUUUGUUGA